Aspergillus steynii IBT 23096 is the source of this 645-nucleotide messenger RNA. Its product is annotated as cutinase family protein. Gene Ontology annotation, molecular function: cutinase activity. The transcript is spliced from 4 exons. Bases 1 to 645 code for a protein of 214 amino acids. Lineage: Eukaryota; Fungi; Ascomycota; Eurotiomycetes; Eurotiales; Aspergillaceae. Gene Ontology annotation, biological process: carbohydrate catabolic process. Gene Ontology annotation, cellular component: extracellular region. The record is from RefSeq and is a predicted model, not a curated record.
AUGAAGCUCCAAUUUCUUGCCACCGUUUUGGCCGGUCUUGCCGCUGCCAGCCCUAUUGACCUCGAGGCUCGCCAGCUUGCCCCGAUUGGGGAGAAUGAGCUGCGAAAUGGCGACUGCAAGGAUAUCACUUUUAUCUUUGCCCGCGCUUCCACCGAGCCUGGCUACCUGGGUAUCUCGACCGGUCCCGCUGUCUGCGAUGCUCUUAAGCUCGCAAGAAUUGGCCGAGUCGCCUGCCAAGGAGUUGCACCUCGCUACACUGCGGACCUGGCAUCCAACUUCCUUUCCAAGGGCACCACCCAGGCCGCCAUUGACGAGGCCACUGAGCUGUUCCAGCUGGCAGCAUCCAAGUGCCCGAACACCAAGAUCGUGGCUGGUGGAUACAGCCAAGGAACUGCCGUCAUGCACGGAUCCAUCUCCGGUCUCUCGGACAGCAUCAAGAACCAGAUCAAGGGAGUCGUCCUCUUUGGCGAUACCCGCAACAAGCAAGACAAUGGGCGCAUUCCGAACUUCGACACCGCUAAGACCAAGAUCUACUGUGCCAUUGGUGACUUGGUUUGCGAGGGUACUUUGAUCAUCACGGCUGCGCACUUCACCUACUUGGUCAAUGUGCCUAGUGCUGUUACCUUCUUGCUGUCGAAGACUUAG